Venturia canescens is the source of this 1228-nucleotide messenger RNA. RefSeq names its product tRNA N(3)-methylcytidine methyltransferase METTL6. The record is from RefSeq and is a predicted model, not a curated record. The coding region runs from base 209 to 1033 and encodes 274 amino acids. Lineage: Eukaryota; Metazoa; Arthropoda; Insecta; Hymenoptera; Ichneumonidae. The transcript has 7 exons.
CAAAAUUCUCUUGCUCGCGUCCUCACUUCUUCUCGCUCAUUUCGUUCUUGGCUUCGUUAGUGAAUGGUCAAAGUAUUGUUCGUAGUUACAAGUUGAAAUCAUUCCAUUAUUCAACAACCGCGUAAAAGAAGAAAAAAAACUUCGGAUAAGACAAAAAAAUGUGCAGAUAAAUAUUGAAGAAGAAAUUGAUAAAUCGGGAACAAAAACCAUGGAAAAUGCGCAAGAGCUCGAGAUUGAAUAUCCUGGCCACGUGGCGAAGCGUUUGACCAGCCAGGAAAUCGAUAAAAUGCGUGCACAGGAUUCUCGCCUCGUUACGGAAUUUCGUGCCUGUCAAAUUGAAAAAGAGUCCCGAAAAAAUUGGGACUUAUUUUACAAACGAAACGACACACGCUUUUUCAAAGAUCGGCAUUGGACAACUCGGGAAUUUCGCGAAUUGCUCGAACUCGGAACGUCGAAUGAAGAAAAAGUCAUGAUGGAAGUCGGAUGCGGCGUUGGCAAUCUCAUUUAUCCCUUGCUCGAGGACGGCUUGAAAUACAAAAAAAUUUAUGCCUGCGAUCUCUCGCCAAGAGCCAUCGACUUCGUUAAGUCAAACCCUCUAUACGAUGCAGAUUUAAUCAAAGCAUUUCACAAUGACGUCACGAACGAGAAUUGCUUUGACGAAGUUGAGGAUCCAGUGGAUUUAGUAACUCUCGUUUUCGUGCUUUCGGCUAUUCAUCCAGAUAAAUUCAAAAGCGUUGCUCUGAACAUUUUUAAAAUUAUGAACAAAGACGGCACGCUCUUGUUCAGAGAUUAUGGCCUCUAUGAUAUGGCGCAGUUGAGAUUCAAGCCGGGUCACAAAAUUGCUGAGAAUUUCUAUAUGAGACAAGAUGGUACAAGAAGUUAUUACUUUUCCGUUGACAAAGUUAAAGAGAUUUUCGAAUCUGUGGGCUUUGAGACGUUGAGUUGUUCAUAUGUGGAACGAAGGACCGUCAAUGUGAAGGAAAAUGUUGACGUUCAACGCAUCUUUGUACAGGCUCGGUUCAAAAAGUCUUGAGAUGUUAUGCCGGCAGAAGAAUCUUGAAAAAUCACAAAUUCGAGUUUUGGUUGGGAAUUAAAACAAAGAGUGCAGCUCGUCGAACAUGGAAUCGUUAAGUUGAGUUCUGAUUGGAAAUCGAACUAAGAAUGGAGCUCAUUGAAUAUGCGUAUCACACAGCUAAAGAGACGCAAAAGGUUAUCACUAAAAAGCGAG